CUACUAUUGAAGCGGCAUUGAACAUGCGCUAGGCGAGGGAAUCAAGUCAUUGAUAAGAGGAUUUAACACGACGACACAGGACGAUAACGGCUUAGACAAAAGAUAUCAACGGGAGGAGGUGGAGGGGGAUCCGAUAUAAAGAGAUCAUAGCCAGCAAAAGCAACCAUCGCCAGAAAGAUAUGAGUGCAGGUCCCAGCAAGAAUAACGACACGGUCGGGUCGCUGUUGGCCAGCAUUGCGACCUACUUGAGCGACUCACUCCGCGCACUCAGAUUUGCCGACAAGCGCCACUGGGGCCCUGAUGAGUUUGAGCAGAUCCGCGCCCUUGAAGAUGCAUUGGAUGAUGCAAAGACGGAUUUCCAGGAACUUGGUGUCUUGGUCAAUGGGCAGUUUUACUAUGAAGGAGACAGGACUCCCGAAUCUCUCAACGAACUGCGCGCCCUCCUGAUCAAAUACGAAUUUCACGCCCGCAACUUCAAAGACUGGAUCCGGCAAGGCGGGCCCAUCAACCCAACCUGGCUCAGCGAGACCAAGGAACUCCAACUAGAGCUUCAUCGCACCCAAUGCCACGCCGCUCGGCGCAUAUUCGCGGCCGAGCAGGAAGGGACGUGGAUGCGAUGUCUGGGCGCCUACCAGGUGUAUCGCCAGCAACGAAGGAACGAGGAAGCUGAGCGAAUACGGAAGCAGAAGGAAGAGGAGAAGCGGGAAAAGGAGACUAGGGAAGGGGCAGGGGGGAAGCAGCAGCACAGGGACCUGGAGAGGAUACCGCCGUGGCAACGGCAUGAGUAUCAGCAACACCAACAGCAGCAGCAAGGGAAAGGGCCAACGGAUGAAGGGUUACGGCCGGCGUUGAGAAGGGGGAGGAGGUUAAGCCUUGAGGAUCUGGUUCCAUGCUGCAACGCGGUCGGGAGGUUCGAGAGGUUUGGGGAGCACGACGUGGCCUUUGUGUGCGACUUUUGCGACGGGUUCAUCGUCUGGCCGGAUCUACAGAGGAUGCCAUCUACGAGGACGGCGUUGGAUCAGUCGAAUGGAGGAGGGAGUACAAGUACGGCGACAAGUACUCUUCCGACGUCAACGACGACAGCGACAAACUCUCCCAGGAAGCUCAUAUUACCGACCAUAGUGACGGCAUCAUACCCAGCAGCAACAAAUCCCCAACUUUCAGGAACCACCACAACAGCACAAACAGAAACAACAACAGAAACCACAUACCCCCACUGGCAAGCCCAAGGCCUAAGUGCCAAAACAGGCGAAGCCAAAACCGUCGUCUUCGCGCCGAUAGCGAUAGCGAACCACAUGGCUCCCGUCCCCGGCGACUGGCUGGCGAGGAUAUGGUGCCCCUACUGCGACGAGUACACGUACGUGGAUCAGGGCGAGGACAGCGAGGAUGAGGUGAAGUGGGCGCAGGACGAGAGGGGGUUCGAGGACUUGGCCAGCUUUCAGGAGCAUCUGGAGUGGUAUCAUACGGCGCUACCGGUGCCGAGUAUACCGGCGUUAUUGCCGAAGGCGGCGGGAAGUUGUUUGGUUAUGUGAUGGCGGUUGUCACGGGUGGUUCGAGUUUGGGCUUAGUGUCCAGGGUCUCU
Molecule: messenger RNA, 1582 nt
Organism: Neurospora tetraspora
Lineage: Eukaryota; Fungi; Ascomycota; Sordariomycetes; Sordariales; Sordariaceae
Exons: 2
Coding region: 180-1532 (450 amino acids)
Source: RefSeq, a predicted model, not a curated record